This is a messenger RNA of Punica granatum (pomegranate), 1104 nucleotides long. Lineage: Eukaryota; Viridiplantae; Streptophyta; Magnoliopsida; Myrtales; Lythraceae. The record is from RefSeq and is a predicted model, not a curated record.
GGGAACAUCGAGUUCCUUAUUGAGAAAACCUCGUCACACACAAAAAGAGUGACAGAUUAGAACAAACACCAUGGCUCUCCUAUCUUACUCGUUGCCAUCCAUCCUUCUAAUUGUCGCAACGUCCUUGCAUGCAACAAACGCUGUGGAAUAUGUUGUCUCCAACACCGUCCCAAACACCGAAGGUGGCGCCAUCUUCAGGGACAAGCUCGGGCAGGAUUACGCCCGCCAGACGAUGGCCUCUGCAUCGGAGUUCAUCUGGCAGACCCUCCGACAGCCCAACGAGGCCGACCGCAAGCCCAUAGCCAGGGUGACCCUCGUGGUGGAAAAUUUCGAGGGUAUCGCAUAUACCAUCAAUAGUAGUGAGAUUCAUGUCAGCGCUAAUUCCUAUAUCCGGAAUAUCAAGGGCGAUAUCAAGACUGAUUUUAAUGGUGUACUGUACCACGAGAUGACCCACGUAUGGCAGUGGGACGGCAAGAGGCAGGGGCAUGCCCCGAAUGUGACAGAAGGGGUGGCGGAUUUUGUGAGGUUGAGGGCGAACUAUGCCCCCCCAACCUGGCCGCCUCGAGGGUCUGGCCAGUUCUGGCACGAAGGGUAUGCGGUGACAGCCUAUUUCUUGGACUACUGCGAAGGCCUCAAGAACGGUUUCGUGGCCGACCUCAACAUGAAGAUGAAGGACGGAUACAAUGACUCGUUCUUUAUGGAGUUGCUGGGAAAGCCGGUCGAUCAGCUCUGGAGCGAGUACAAGGCUCGGUAUGGAAAUUGAAGCUACUCACAGCAACAAGUGUCUUUGGUAGUAUUGUUACCUCUAAGACCACGCAAUUGAUCGGAUAACAGACAUACUUACAAUAAGAUUGUAUAUCUGAUCAAUAUAGAAAAGAAAUAGGUAUCUUAUAUUGCUAAUAAGUGGAGAAAGAGUGUAGUACAGUGGCUAACACUCUCACCUGGUAAUCUAGAAGUUCCAUAUUUGAUUCUUAUCAGUGGGACUACAUGUGCCCCUUUAUUUAGAUAUCCUUUCCGUUUCCUUAUAUUAUGUCAUGAGCUUCCUAUUGUAACCGAAAAAAAAUAUUGCUAAUAAGUGAAGCAGCGCGUUUAUGGUAUCACCAA